GUCCGAGUAAUCUUCAAAAUGUCGACUUCAAAUUGGACUUGUCCUCCUGCACAUCCAUUCAUCCCCGCUACUACGGGCGAUCGACGUUCUCCUUGUCCAGCACUCAAUGCACUAGCAAAUCACGGUUACUUGCCACGCAAUGGACAGAACAUCGGACUUUGGCAUCUGAUACGCGCAGUGCAAGAAGUGUACAACCUGUCCUUUAUAUUGGCAGCCUUACUCGCUUUGGCAGGAGUUCUACUUUGCGGUCACUCCUUCCGUCUGGACCUUGACGCACUGGCCAUGCACAACAAAAUCGAACACGACGCAUCCCUCGUUCAUGCAAACGCAUUGGGUCAACAACGUGCACCUACUAAGGUCGACCCAAAACUUCUGAAGUCAUUUCUAAGCUACGCAGAUCCUCAAAGGGGCAUGAGUCUGUACGACCUCGCGCAAGUGCGCAUAUCUCGCGAGGCCCAGCUAGCUCAUCCACUCGACCCCAUCCAUUCCCAGAUCGGGGCUGCUGAGGCAGCUUUGUGUUGGUUGCUUCUCAAACAAGACGAUGGUCGCAUCCCGUCAAGCAUACUUUUACAGUGGUACGGGGAAGAACGUCUGCCCGACAAUUGGGCACGACCACGUCGUGUUAUAGGAUUGCUCAAUGCUCGCACAAAGGCGAUGGAAGUGGCAGGUAUCAUGAACGGUCUCAGAAAGUCUACUUGCCGUGGUACACCGUCGUCUUCCAACUUCAAUGCCUUUGCCUUGGGCUUGAGGAGAAUAUUUAGUACUAAUAUAGCCACCUUCCAUCGUUCAUCUUGAGAGUAAAAACGUAUCCUGUUGUCUCAAUAGACAAGUGUUGUAAUCCCUAUCAGCGAUCCCUGCUUCUACCAAAUCCUCCUU
Messenger RNA from Suillus bovinus, 876 nucleotides. Its product is annotated as Chloroperoxidase. The record is from RefSeq and is a predicted model, not a curated record. Gene Ontology annotation, molecular function: peroxidase activity. Bases 19 to 795 code for a protein of 258 amino acids. The transcript is spliced from 2 exons. NCBI's taxonomy places the organism in Eukaryota, Fungi, Basidiomycota, Agaricomycetes, Boletales, Suillaceae.